UCCUGGUUCCUGCCGGGGACGGAGAAGAACCUGAGCGUGCGGUGCCAGCAGGAGCUGGGCCCCCUGGUGCUGCUGCGGCUGCACAAGUGGCGGCUCUUCCUGGAGGACGCCUGGUUCUGCCGGGACGUCCGCGUCACCGCGCCCGACGGGACCCUCUUCCGCUUCCCCUGCCACCAGUGGCUGGAGGGCGUCACCACCCUGGAGCUGCGGGAGGGCACAGCCAAGAAGAUGGUGGAUGAUGAGCUGGAAAUCCUCAAGGAGCAUCGGAGGAAGGAGCUGGAGGCCCGGCAGGAGGCCUACAGGUGGAAGUCCUUCGCGGAGGGCUGGCUCCGCUGCCUCAACGUUGACUCCAUCCGGGAACUCGACUCCAACGCUCAGUUCUCCCUCACCAGGGCCACCAACUUCGGGGGUGUCCUCAUCAUCGAAGGGGCCACCCACCUGCUGAGCGGGUUCCUCCUGCGGCAGAGCUCCUGGAAGAGCCUGGACGAGAUGCGCUCCAUCUUCUCCCGCUCGCAGGGCAGGGACAUCGUGCCCGAGUUCGUGGCCCAGCACUGGGAGGAGGACGAGUUCUUCGGGUACCAGUACCUGAACGGGAACAACCCCAUCCUGCUGCGGCGCUGCCGGGCCCUGCCCCCCAACUUCCCCGUCACCUCCUCCCUGGUGGCCCCGGCGCUGGGGGGUGACACCAGCCUGGAGCAGGAGCUGGAGGCCGGGAGGGUCUUCCUGGUGGACUAUGAGGUUCUGGAGAAGGUCCCGACCGGGCUGAUCCACGGGAGGAAACAACACGUCACUGCCCCCCUGAUCCUGCUGCACCAGGGCAAGGAUGGGCAGCUGCGGCCAGUGGCCAUCCAGCUGAGCCAGCAGCCGGGCCCCUCCAGCCCCAUCUUCACGCCGCGGGACCCGCACUGGGAUUGGCUCCUGGCCAAGACCUGGGCCCGCAACGCGGAUUUCUACGCGCACCAGCUGCUCACCCACCUGCUGCGCACCCACCUGCUGGCCGAGGUCUUCGCCGUCGCCUCCCUGCGCCACCUGCCCGCCUGCCACCCCCUGGCCAAGCUGCUCCUGCCCCAUUUCCAGUUCACGCUGCACAUCAACACCCUGGCCCGGAGCGUCCUGAUCAACCCUGGGGGGCUGAUCGACAGGGGCUCAGGGCUGAGCUACGAGGGGCUGCAGCUGGUGGUGCGUCGGGGUCUCUCCCGCGUCACCUUCCGCUCCCUCUGCCUCCCGGACGACAUCUCUGACCGCGGCGUCGCCGACAUCCCCAACUAUCACUACCGGGACGACGGGCUGCGCCUCUGGGCGGCCACCCAGAGGUUUGUCACUGGCAUCGUCACCUUCUACUACCACGACGACGCGGCAGUGCAAGGGGACAGCGAGGUCCAGGCCUGGGUGGAGGACAUCUUCACCAACGGCUUCCUGGGCAGGACCUCCUCAGGGAUCCCCUCCUCCCUGCAGACCCGGGCUGAGCUCACCAAGUUCCUCACCAUGAUCAUCUUCACCUGCUCCGCCCAACACGCGGCCGUCAACAAUGGGCAGUACGACCUGGGCGCCUUCAUGCCCAACGCCCCCUCCUCCAUGCGCCACCCCCCACCCACGGCCAAGGGCAAGGCCUUCCUCCAGGACUUCCUGGACACCCUCCCUGAGGUGGACACCACGGCCACCAUCCUGGUGACCCUGAUCCUGCUCAGCUCCCGCCUCAAGGACACGAGGCUGCUGGGCCGGUACCCCGAGGAGCGCUUCACCGAGGCGGAGCCGCGGAGCCUGAUCCGGAGCUUCCAGGCGGAGCUGGAGGAGAUCAGGGACCUGAUCGAGGAGAGGAACCACCAGGCCCAGCUGAGAUACAACUACAUGAACCCCCUGGAGGUCGAGAACAGCAUCUCCAUCUGA
Messenger RNA from Apus apus (common swift), 1887 nucleotides. RefSeq names its product hydroperoxide isomerase ALOXE3-like. The transcript is spliced from 13 exons. The annotation marks the transcript as partial. The record is from RefSeq and is a predicted model, not a curated record. Lineage: Eukaryota; Metazoa; Chordata; Aves; Apodiformes; Apodidae. Gene Ontology annotation, biological process: linoleic acid metabolic process; lipid oxidation. Gene Ontology annotation, molecular function: protein binding; oxidoreductase activity, acting on single donors with incorporation of molecular oxygen, incorporation of two atoms of oxygen; iron ion binding.